AUGAUACCAAAGAUCGCGUCAUUGAUUCCGGAUCAACAGAUUGACCGCUCGAAUAUUAAAAUUCCGAAGAAUCUCAACUUAGCAGAUCCAGAAUUUCACCGUCCAGCACCGAUCGAUCUGUUACUCGGCUCUGGAACUGCAUUGUCGCUCGUAAGCGUCGGACAGAUCAAUCUCUCUCCUCCUGAUGGACCCGACUUAUAUCUACAGAAGACGAGACUCGGAUGGGUCAUAGGGGGGAGUCCACCAAAACCAAUAAAAUCACGAAUUGUUUCUUGCAACGCGACUACCGCGCUACAACACGACCUCGCACGCUUCUGGGAAAUAGAAGAAGGUCCUCAACUACAACUUCUCUCAGAAUCGGAUAAAUUCUGCGAGAAACAUUUUCAGCAACACGUCAAGAGGAAUUCCGACGGACGGUACGUGGUCGCAUUGCCUUUUAAUGACAAGUUGUUGUUGCUGGGAGAAUCCAGAGCAAGAGCAUUGAAACGCUUGGAAUCUCUCGAGCGAAAGCUGCAACGAGACGCCACGUUGAGGGGGGAAUAUCACGCGGUCAUUCAGGAGUACCUUGACCUUGGACACAUGACCAAGGUCACGAACAUUCAGUGCCCAUCCGAUGGAUAUUACCUGCCUCAUCAUGGAGUCACGAAGAUCACAAGCGAGACCACGAAACUCCGCGUGGUGUUCGACGGUUCCGCGGCUACUAGCUCGGGCAUCUCAUUGAAUGACGCGCUGCAUAUAGGACCACGAAUACAGGAAGACUUGUACAUUCUUCUACGAUUUCGCGUUCACCGUUACGUGAUAACCGGUGACAUCGAGAAAAUGUAUAGGCAAUUUCUCGUACGUGACGAGGAUCAAAAAUAUCAACGCGUCCUGUGGCGUGAUGCGAGCCGUGAAAUUCAGACGUACGAGCUAAGGACGGUCACUUUCGGACUUUCCGCGGCACCCUACCUGGCAAUCCGCUGCCUUACGCAAUUGGCCCAGGAUGAAUGUCAUCGGUUUCCUCGUGCCGCCCAGAUAUUGCGUCGCGACUUUUACGUGGACGACCUGUUGACUGGGGCAUCUACAUUGCAAGAGGCAGCGUCAUUGCGGGGAGAUCUGACGCAAUUACUAAAAUUAGCUUCCCUCAACAUUCGUCAGUGGGCAUCCAACCAUGAAGAUCUUUUGCGAAACCUCCCAGAAGAGUCUAUAAACAGGAAGAUUCGUAUCGGGGAAUCAUCAACGCUGAAGACUUUAGGAAUAAUUUGGGAUUCUGCAAAUGACUCCAUAUCAUAUGAAGUCAAAACACAGAUCGCAAAUUCAUACGUUACUAAGCGAUUUAUUACGUCAGAAAUCGCCAAAAUUUACGACCCACUGGGUCUUAUCGGACCGGUCAUUAUUGUUGCAAAGAUGCUGCUCCAAAGAAUUUGGACCAUCAAAGUGGAUUGGGAUGAAUCCUUACCAAUGGACAUCCACACAGAAUGGAAACAGUUUCAUAGGCAGCUUCCUCUCUUAAAUAGCACCGUUUUCCGGAGGAGAACCGUGAUCGACACACCAAGCAGGAUCGAAUUACACGGUUUCUGCGACGCUAGUGAAAAAGCUUAUGGAGCCUGCAUCUACAUUCGCUCAUCGGAUAUGCAUGACAAUACGACCGUAGAACUUUUAUUAGCCAAAUCUAAAGUGGCACCAUUGAAAACACAGAGUAUUCCACGACUAGAACUCUGCGGAGCCUUGCUCCUAACGACAUUAUACAAUACCGUUAAAAAAGCCCUACAUGUAAAGCUCAACCGUACCAUUUUCUGGACCGAUUCAACAGUCGUUCUUCAUUGGUUACAAACGUCACCGCAUACAUUAAAAACAUUUGUCGCCAACCGGAUUUCGGAAAUUCAAGCGCGAACCAAUAUAGGAGAUUGGCGUCACGUUCCGACAACAGACAACCCGGCAGACCUUAUCUCGCGCGGGCAACAUCCUGAAGAAUUUUUGCAGCCUUCCAUCUGGCAUCACGGGCCAGAAUGGCUCAAGCAUGAGGAAGUCACGUGGCCAACGAGAGAUCUGGUACCGUGCAACUUCAUUCCGGAGCAGAGGACUGCAACCUGUUUAAAGGUCAGUCCUCUGGAUACUAACAUCCUUGACGAUUACUCUUCGUGGGAGAAAAUGCAAAGGAUAGUCGCAUGGUGCCUUCGGUGGAAAGGGGACAACAUGAUUAAGGGUCCCCUAACGCCGGUAGAAUUGAGGCACGCUCGUGACGUCAUUAUUAAACUCCUGCAACGGAUACAUUUCUCCAAAGAAUUGCGAUGCUUAUCGUCAAGUUCCAACCCUGAAAUCGCGGGAAAAUUACAAAGAUUGUCCCCAUUCGUAGAUAAAGACGGGAUUGUCCGAGUUGGCGGUCGGCUAAAGCAUUCUUCAAUGCCUUUUACACAACGUCACCCUAUAAUUUUGCCAAAGGCACGUGUCACAGGUCUCAUCAUUGAAGCCGAGCACCGAGCUCAACUGCAUGCUGGGGUUCAAGGUACAUUAUAUGCCGUUAGACGCCGUUUCUGGCCUAUUGACGGUCGCAACCAGGUAUGGAAGGCGUUACGCACCUGUACCCGUUGUCUCCGGGCCCGACCACCGGCCACCAAUUACAUUAUGGGUGAAUUGCCAGAAGCAAGGGUAACGGAAGCUCGGCCAUUUACUAACGUAGGGGUAGAUUACUGUGGCCCUUUUUACAUCAAGGAACGCCGUCAUCGUAAUCGCACGCGAAUAAAGGUUUACGUAGCGGUCUUCGUCUGCCUCGCAGUUAAGGCAGUUCAUUUAGAGUUGGUGAGUGAUCUUACCAGCGAAGCAUUCAUCGCAGCGCUCAGAAGAUUCAUUGCUCGACGCGGGUAUUGCGUUAAAAUACAUUCAGAUAACGGAACCAAUUUCGUUGGAGCAAAUAACGAAAUACAGGAAAUUCAACGACUCAUCAGAUCGGACGAACAUAAUACAAAGGUACAAAACUUUCUCGCACAACGGUCAAUAGAGUGGAGCUUCAUACCACCACGCGCACCACAUUUUGGGGGUUUAUGGGAAGCAGCUGUAAAGUCCUUCAAAAACCAUCUCCUUCGCGUCGCGGGUACUGAGCUAUUCACUUUCGAGGAUUUUAAUACCUUGAUUAUUGAAAUUGAGUCAAUUUUAAAUUCCCGACCAUUAACACCCAUGUCUUCAGACCCUAAUGACCUCCUAGUGUUAACACCCGGUCAUUUCCUGAUUGGCGAUUCGCUUACGAGUCUACGUGAGCGAGACUACUUAGACACGCCUCCAAAUCGUCUUUCGAGCUGGCAGUUCAUUCAGAGGAUCAAGCAGCACUUUUGGACUCGUUGGCAUCGCGAGUAUUUAAAUGAGCUCACAAGACGUACCAAAUGGAGCAAAGGAGAACAUCCCAUCAAAGAGGGCACGUUAGUCCUUCUUAGGGAAGACAAUGUACCUCCCAUGCAAUGGGCCUUGGGUAGGGUGCUCAGAACGUACCCGGGUUCCGACGGCAUCAUUCGCACCGUGACAAUUAAAACGGCUGCGAGUGAGCUAGAUCGGAGCGUGAAGCGUCUGGUACCCUUGCCUUAUCAGGUCGAAGAAAGAAGCAACGAGCCGGAAGAGCCAGCAUCGACAGCGAAUGUCAAUCCAAUCGAUGAUUGA
This is a messenger RNA of Osmia lignaria (orchard mason bee), 3627 nucleotides long. RefSeq lists its product as uncharacterized. Gene Ontology annotation, biological process: DNA integration. Gene Ontology annotation, molecular function: nucleic acid binding. The record is from RefSeq and is a predicted model, not a curated record. NCBI's taxonomy places the organism in Eukaryota, Metazoa, Arthropoda, Insecta, Hymenoptera, Megachilidae.